AUGUCUGUGCUUCUUCAGACCCAGCUAGAGCAUGUCGCUGCGACCAUUGCGCAGAGGCUAGACACUUUGAAAGUUGACUAUGCCAUGAUGGGUGGUGCCGCCGUGUGCCUUAUGGCACCUGAUCCGCAGCACGCUACGGAAGAUGUGGACCUGGUGAUCCGUGUCGAUCACCGAUCCAUCACUGCAGACCUCCUUAAGAACAAGCUCUUGACAUCCUUCCCUUCCGACUUCGCCCCCGUCAGUCAAUUCGGCCACAAUAUCCCGGGAUACAAGCUACGAUUGCCCGGAGGCGCGAGCUGGCCAAACCGACCCCAAUACGAUCUUCAAACCGCCGCUCGAGUGACACAGAACAUCAACGGAUACCAGGUCAAGUCUUUUAGUGCUGAAUGGAUCAUACGCGAGAAGAUCCGAUCGCAGUACCAGCGCCAUGGUGCCAAGCAGGCAGUUGAUCUCCAAGACGUAGAGAACCUGCUGAGCUAUGCUAUCCCUGGUAAAUCGGAGCUUGACUUUGAUGAUGAUCAGAAACUGCAAGACGCCUUGGCAACACUUUUGAAGCGUAAGCCCAAACUGCGCGGCGACUUGAAGGAGGCUUUCCAAUGCCAGGCUGUCUUCGGCAAUUAG
This is a messenger RNA of Penicillium verrucosum, 621 nucleotides long. RefSeq lists its product as uncharacterized. Lineage: Eukaryota; Fungi; Ascomycota; Eurotiomycetes; Eurotiales; Aspergillaceae. Bases 1 to 621 code for a protein of 206 amino acids. The record is from RefSeq and is a predicted model, not a curated record. The transcript is spliced from 2 exons.